Clonostachys rhizophaga is the source of this 2226-nucleotide messenger RNA. The record is from the annotation of a GenBank genome assembly. Lineage: Eukaryota; Fungi; Ascomycota; Sordariomycetes; Hypocreales; Bionectriaceae.
AUGAACCUGCCCUUAGCACUGCCCAAACCCAUGAUGAGCGUUGCAGAAAUGAUUCCUCCCCCUCUUUUGAUUAUCCUUUUCGUAUAUGGGUACUUCCGACUCGCGAUCAAUGGCAUUGCCAAGACAUGGUUCACGAGCAGUCACGAGGCAUCUGCUCAGGAUCCAGUCUUCAAAUACUUUGAACACAUUCUUAACACUAAGGUCAAAGAUUCGCAACAUUCAACUGUCACGCAAGAUUUUACGAUCGAUGCCAUUCUCAAGGAAGGACAUACCGAUACAGAAACCGGCUACACGACUUACCCGCGCCAUGAGAAGCGAUCGGAAAUACGAUUCAGGCCAUCCUGGGGGCAACAUAUCUUUUGGGAAAAUGGGAGGCUCUUUAUGAUGGAAGUAACAAAAGACAAAGACGACCAAUAUUCUAUAAAGGGGAUAAGACUAUACACGUUUGGAUUUGGAUCACGUGGUCAUCUUAUGGAUCUAUUCUAUGAAACCGUAAAAUACGUGCACGGACGCGCAGACGAAGUUUCCAUGUGGAUGCCCGCUCCAGAAAAAGGUGUUUGGGCACAAGCAGGUCGCAUGCCCCCUAGACACAAAGACACAUUGUCUCUCCCGGGCAUCAAGGAAGAGGCGUUGAAUGACGCAAAUCAGCAUUUCAAAUCUUCCACCGCGGAAUGGCACAGGGACAAAGGUGUUCCAUGGCGUCGCGGCUUUUGUUUUCACGGGCCCCCAGGUUCGGGAAAAUCAUCCCUUGUGCAUGUAAUCGCAUCACAAUUCAAGCUCGACAUUUACAGAAUAAUAUUCACCUCGGGCAUGACGGAUAUAGUCCUACAGAGGCUUUGUUCAAUUAUACCAAAGCGCUGCAUCCUUCUUAUCGAAGACAUCGACAAAUCCCAGAUGAGACAAACUAUAAGAGGAAAAGACAGCAAAGACAGCAAAGGCGAUGAAGGGAUUUCCUUGAGUGGCCUUCUCAACGUUAUCGAUGGUGUUUGUGCCCCAGAAGGCCGUCUUUUUAUCAUGAACGUCAACGACCUAAGCGAGAUCGACAGUUCGCUGACGCGUGAAGGACGAAUUGAUCAAUACUUUGAGUUUAAAGAUGCAUCACCCCUUCAGGCAGCUGAAAUGUUCCAGAACGUAUACAAACAGACCUCAUUGACAACUCAGAUCGCUGAAUUGUCUCGAGUAUUUAGCGAUUGCAUUCCAGACCAGAAAAUUCCUCCAGCAAACAUUCAAAGAUAUCUCCUAAAGUAUAAGGAGGAUCCGGGGAAAGCAGUUGAAAAUGCAGCCCGAGAACUUGCAUUUAUACUCCCUCCGGCCUUAGCUUCCUUUGACCAGCUUGUCACUGAACAAGCUCCUUGCGGCGAUGCACAACUUGUAUCUGAACAAGUACAGCUCGACAGCAAACUAGCUAUUUGGGCGGUCAAUGAGACAUGGCAUGAUGUCAUCAAAGCGCCCGACACAUACUCAACCUGGGAAGACCUUGAGAUACUGAAUAAAUCUUGCCCCGAAAUUUUCUCUAUGUUUUCCAAGGGCUGGGCUAUCAUAGUUGAACUAGGCACGGGCGCUUCUGAGAAAGUCAUGGUCUUGAUAGACAAGUGUGUUCAAGAGAAAAGGCCAUGCUAUUAUCUAGCCGUCGAUAUUUCUCAGACAUCUCUCGACAUACAACGAGACGAAUUAUCGCGAAAGUAUAAAGGCCAGGGGAUGGUUAUUUUACGUUUCUUACAGGCAAGUAUUGAAACAGCUUGUGAGAUUUUGUGUAAGUUGCCUGGACCUCGUGUCUUCCUUUCGCUGGCAGAUAUCAUUCUGAAUUCCAGUGAUCCAAUGCCACUACUGAAAGCACUUCAUGGAAUAUUACGCAAAGAUGAUUUACUAUACAUCUCCCAAGACACGGCCGUGGAAGAACAAUUCCGGGAGAAGCGAGAAAAAUACUAUGACCAGGAUCAAUGCUGGAAGUUUAUCGAUGAAAUCCUCAAAUCUAGGGGAAUUGACACCAGCGGGCUGCAUAGGCGGCACAUUUGGGAAGGAAGAUUACACAAAUUCGCUUACGUGAAAGGGGAUGAGAAUACUGGAGGUCCUGAAGAUGUCGAGAUCUUCAGCUCGUUCCAUCAUUCCAGAGAAAGUGUGGAAGAGAUAUGUUCCAAGGAAGGGUUUGAGUUGGUAAAGGAGUUCGGCGAAGAUGGCUUCUCCAUGAGUAAGUUGCAAUGGUUCUUCCUGAAACCAUUAUAUUGA